Rhipicephalus sanguineus (brown dog tick) is the source of this 426-nucleotide messenger RNA. RefSeq names its product soma ferritin. Gene Ontology annotation, molecular function: ferrous iron binding; ferric iron binding. Gene Ontology annotation, biological process: intracellular iron ion homeostasis; iron ion transport. NCBI's taxonomy places the organism in Eukaryota, Metazoa, Arthropoda, Arachnida, Ixodida, Ixodidae. Gene Ontology annotation, cellular component: cytoplasm. The record is from RefSeq and is a predicted model, not a curated record.
GCCGCACAUCUCGCCAACAACAAGGUGGCUCGAGGAGGGUUCGCCCGCUUCUUUCGCGACCAGUCCAGCGAGGAGCGCGAACACGCGCAAAAGAUCAUUGACUAUGUCAACCUUCGCGGUGGCACCGUGUCCGCUGUGCAUGUAGACAUGCCGCCCACGGCCAGCUGGAUGAGCGUGCUGGACGCGUUGCAGGCGGCCCUAGCCCUCGAGCACCGUGUUACCAAUCGGCUCUACGAGCUGCACCGGCUCGCCGAGGAACACGAUCCACAGAUGGCGGACUUCUUGGAGCAGGAGUUUCUCGCUGAGCAAGUGCGAUCCAUCGACCAGCUGCAGCGGCUCAUCACGCAGCUGCAGAAUAUGGACACGGGCCUGGGCGAGUUUCUUCUCGACCAGCAACUGCGAACCUAACAGCUCUUUCUUCAGAAA